Cercospora beticola is the source of this 1455-nucleotide messenger RNA. Its product is annotated as peroxidase family protein. The record is from RefSeq and is a predicted model, not a curated record. Lineage: Eukaryota; Fungi; Ascomycota; Dothideomycetes; Mycosphaerellales; Mycosphaerellaceae. Gene Ontology annotation, molecular function: peroxidase activity.
GCAUAUGCUGCUUCGGGAGCGACCCUUUCUGCCAGAUCUGCAUCCUGCAGCUCACCAACCAAUGGCAUAUUUUGGGUUUCCAACCAAGUCCGACUACAGACUUGUGGCUGCAGAGACAAGCGUGUUACUCCACUAUGCUGCACACAGCACGGGCUCGUGCUGCGAUCGACCACACGAUAGAAAAGCCCGCCCGCCGCAGAGCUUGGUAAGUUGUGCUCAAAUUGCUGCUUUCAUUUCUCAUCAGACUGCACGAACAUCAUGGGCAUUCUCACGAAGCUCAGUGAAGCGCUCACCGAUCUCAGCGUCAUUCUCUGGGACAAUGGCAUCGCUCUUGCCAACCUCGUGACUCCAAAGCUGAAGGAGGGAAAUGUAGUACCCAAAGGUGCUCCGGGUCACAAUCUGAGCUGGCCACCAUAUGUCGCGCCCUCUCAGGGCGACUCUCGUUCCGCAUGUCCAAUGCUCAACGCCAUGGCGAACCACGGCAUACUUCCCCACGACGGAAAGAACAUCAGUUUCGAAGAGAUGAACACCAAAAUUCGACAGACCUUCAACUUCGCCAGCUCCUUCUGCUUCUUCGUGCCGAACUUCAGCUCUCGAUUCCUGAACAAGUCCUACUCCAAAGACCGCUUCGAUCUCGCAGACCUCAGCUUGCAUGCUCCAAAUGCUAUCGAACACGAUGCCAGUCUCACUCGACACGAUGCCGCGCUUCAGCCAGACCAGGGAAAGCCAGACCUUGAGCUCGUUCAACAGCUGUUGGCUGAGGCCAGUGAAAAGAUGCCAGAUGGGUCACCUCGCCUCACCGUAGAUGAUCUUGCACGAGCACUGUCAAAGAGACGAGCUGAUGCUCGCCGCACCAACAAGGACUAUUCUGAGAGCUUCUUCCACAAUAUGUUUGGCAGCGCCAACUCAUCGACAAUGUUGACGAUCUUCGGUGGACGCGUGGAAGACCUCAUCCCGAUGCUUACAGAGGAACGUUUCUCCGAACACUGGGAGCCACGCAUUGUUGACCGCUAUGGCUUGACUAUGGCGAAGUUCAACUUGACUGUAAUCCCUGUCGAGCGCAAGGUGGAUACCAAGCCCUAUGAGAAGCCUAAUCAGUAAGAGGGAGAUGGCAUCGACGGGCCCGUCUUGGAACUCCACUAUAAAGCAAUGCAAUGGGGGUCAUGAAGAGAAAGAGAUUCGGCCAGGACACGUGGUGAUGGAGGCCACGCAGGAAGCGUGGGGCAUUGGGUUAUAAGAGGUAGGAUAAUUACGAUUCACGAACUCAAUUGAUGCAGCAUCUCCAUCUCGCAAUCAUGGCCAUUCACCCGUCUUACAAUGCCUUGAACUCGCUUGGCUUGGGCGAUCAGCAUUCGGCAGGAGGUACAGGCGGGCGGUGCAUGUGUGCGUCUGAAACCGGUUGCGAGCACGCGUACUCCACUCUUUGUGCAACAGCAAGCCACCAUCGACCAGCGG